AUUGCUAAUACUCUAAUUUUUUUUCAGUUGAGAACUAGUGUAUAAAAAUAGUUGCAGCCAUGAGUGAUGAUCAACAGUUUUGUUUGAGGUGGAAUGAGUUCCAGAGCAAUAUGGUAUCCUCAUUCAGGCAUCUGCGGGAGGAGAAAAGCUUCACAGACGUCACGCUUGCCUGCGAUGGGCAGACCUGCAAAGCUCACAAAAUGGUCUUGUCAGCUUGCUCUCCUUAUUUCAAGGCUUUAUUGGAGUUGACUAUUUUGCAGGAAAAUCCCAGCAAACAUCCAAUCAUCAUCCUCAAAGAUGUGCCUUUCAAUCAUCUCACGUCCAUCCUUGAGUACAUGUAUGCUGGAGAGGUGAACGUGGCACAAGCUGAGUUGCCGGCUUUCCUUAAGACGGCCGAGAGGCUCAAAGUUAAGGGAUUAGCGGAAGUCAACCAGAAUGACCGCCAAGAUCGUUGAAGAAACCUGUGAGUGUAAUGCGACGUCAUCAGUCACGUCACGCCCCUCGUCUCUUCUCUGCGUUCUCAUGCGGAGCUUUCUUCCUGAUUAUACAAAAGAGAAUAAUAAUAUUGGUUUGUAAUUAUCUUCUUUUAUUUAUGCAAGGCUCGGCUACUCAUUUUAGUUAUGCUCAAACGUAUGUAGCGCUAAGUCUGUUCGUCUUGACGCUGUCUUGCUUCAAUGUUCUAUAAGUCGAGUGCGUCAAAGCUGCUGUAAAAUAAAAUGCACUCUAUAAUAAAAUCGUUUGGAGGCACCCAUGCCCCAAGAAACCAUGUAUCAUCCAUCCAAAUUAGAGUAUGCGGUUAAUGCAUAGGUGUGAAUAUUCUCAACUGUACGGGCUGAAGGUUAUAUCAAUAUUAUUGGUCAAUAUCUCCAGUGGAACUAAGUAAUUUAAGUGCUGUGCUGCAAGUUUUUCCCCCUCAUCUUAAUUGCAAUCACGUCGCAUUUGAAAUAAUUUUUAUGCGAUGGCUGAGAACGUCACUUGAAAAAUUAAA
Hyalella azteca is the source of this 988-nucleotide messenger RNA. It is a transcript of the gene lolal, whose product is annotated as longitudinals lacking protein-like. Gene Ontology annotation, biological process: regulation of transcription by RNA polymerase II. Gene Ontology annotation, cellular component: nucleus. Gene Ontology annotation, molecular function: protein binding. The transcript has 4 exons. The coding region runs from base 60 to 455 and encodes 131 amino acids. NCBI's taxonomy places the organism in Eukaryota, Metazoa, Arthropoda, Malacostraca, Amphipoda, Hyalellidae. The record is from RefSeq and is a predicted model, not a curated record.